CCCACUCCCUCUCCCAGCCGCGCCUCGCCCGUCACUCCGAGCAGAACCACACACACAAAAACCAGGAGCUGUCCCUUCCUACACUCCUGACCUCUGAUGUUCAGCAGACACUCUUUUCUGUGCAUCUUCUGUACUCUGUAAUUGUUUAUUUUUUCCACCAUGAUUCAUUUAUCAGUUUUGUAUCUCUCCACCAAGCCACCGUUUCUCUCACGGUUUUCUUCAAGAGAAGAAUAAUUGACACCUUUUCCUGCUAAAGACGUUGCAUGUUCAGCUUCUGGGCCCAAGGACACUUAACUUUUUUUCUUCCCUUCUUUCCAACUUGCUCGUUCCUCUGAGUUUUGCCUCAAGUCAAAAACAAAGCACGCUUGGUCUCAAACUGAACCCUGUUUGACUGCCUUGGCAGUCUUAUAUUUUCUACAAAAUGUGGUCUACGUUUUUUGUGCCUGAUGAGGAGGGCCGCACUGUAGGCCCAGGUACACCGGGAGUGGUUGGAGGACCUGCACCAGGAUUACCAGGAGGACCAGCCCAGGGUGCUGGAGGUCUGGCCAGCCUGAUGACUGGACGCAGUACAUUUGGUGGGAAAAAGCGCCGCAGGACGACAUCAGCAGGACAUGCCAUGAGUGAGGCCCAGGAAGGAAAGAUCAAAUUAGCGUUCUUUGUCGCCAUUGUUGGUGUAGUCCUGACAGUCCUCGGGGUCGGGACAGAGUUCUGGGUGGAGCUGGCACCCCUGAAGAAUUUCUAUAACAAUCAGACUUGUCUGACAGCCCACUAUGGUCUGUGGAAGAGCUGCACCAAGACCCUGUGGGUGUCUGAUAUUGACCCAGAGAGAGAGAGCUGCGGACCUGCCGAGCUGCCUGGAGAAUCAAACUGCACAUACUUCAAGUUCUUUACUACAGGGGAAAAUGCUGUGAUGUUUCAGAAGACGACACAGAAAAAUCUGAAUGUGGCAGCAGCAAUGCUGGCCCUGUUCAGCCUGUUCCUCAUGGUGAUGGGGGCCAUCUGCAUCAUUAUGUCUCUCAGUAAGGAGAUCCAGUUUUUCCUUAAGCCAGCAUCUGUCUUCUUCAUCCUGUCAGGUGUUCUCGUGCUCCUGUGUCUUUUGGUGUUCCACCAGUCUGUUUUGGCUUUACUGGCCAGCGAUCACACAGUUCCUCUCCACCAUGAGCUCUCCUGGUCUGUGUCGUGUAUUGGCUGUGCAGGGGCCGUCCUCAUCGUGGGUGGGAUCCUCUUCCUGCUGCUGGCGUUGCCCUACAGCCCCUGGCAGAAGUGUCUCCCUCACAAGGACAGCAGUAGCUAGUGGACUGUAGUUAAUGGUGUACUUUACCUGUCCUGCCUGUGAGGAGGAGGGUGCAGAGAGGUGAGGAGGUUUCCCACAGAUGUCUUAGCAGAGAGAUUGCUUUUUCUGUUGGCUUAGAGGAAUCAAAGCAUUUUGAUAGGAGAAUCAGUCUCUUCACAUCGUGGGCUCCUAAUUUAGUAUAAAAUAGCUAUAAUUUCUACUGCAGCUGCACAGUGAGCCCUUAUGGGUCACAUAAUUAUUUUUUUCUAUUACAUAUAGCAAUUUUAGUACCACAUAUGUAGAAUACGGUCUACAAUCUUAUUGCUUAGAUGUGUGUGGGAAACACUUUGGUAUUGUCUUACUGAUGAUCCUGCAGGGUUAGAAGCCAUUAUUGUUCAAAAAUGUGUUUUUUAAAUACUGAUUAUUUUCAGCCGUAUAUUUAAACUCAUUAAAGUGAUUUAAGUAUUUGUUGAAAAUAAAAUAUGUGGCUAACCUCAGUGCUAACAUUUUUAACCCCUUAACUGGCAAGGG
Messenger RNA from Archocentrus centrarchus (flier cichlid), 1804 nucleotides. RefSeq names its product calcium channel, voltage-dependent, gamma subunit 6a (gene cacng6a). Gene Ontology annotation, molecular function: calcium channel regulator activity. Gene Ontology annotation, cellular component: L-type voltage-gated calcium channel complex; membrane. The coding region runs from base 422 to 1294 and encodes 290 amino acids. The transcript has 7 exons. Lineage: Eukaryota; Metazoa; Chordata; Actinopteri; Cichliformes; Cichlidae. Gene Ontology annotation, biological process: regulation of calcium ion transmembrane transport via high voltage-gated calcium channel. The record is from RefSeq and is a predicted model, not a curated record.